UUCCUUCGCGUCUCGUCCGUCGAGAUGUGAAGGAGGCACAAAACAGGUCCCCUCCGUCUGUGCGCGUGUGUGCGCGCAAGUGAAAGGCUCGAGAUCUCGCCCGCACCUCGCUCUGCUCCGCAUUUCUCCACCGGACCGCAGUGGAGACAGUCGAGCGUCGGAGGACUGCGUCCGCUAGAAAGCGGGCUUUGUGCGGCGUUCACGGCUCCGGUCUCCCGCAGAAGCACCGCACAGCGCGAAUUCACCGCCUGGGCUUGUUUUUUUUUUCGCCUUCUCGCUUUUGCGCGCUUCCCUCACUUGUAAGUGAGAUGCGGGAUACGCAGCAUCACCGGUGCUCGUCGGAACGAGCGUGAUUCAGAGACCUUACUGUCGGAUUGUAAGCCAGUUGCGGCGAAGAGCGAAGAGGAGAGACACGCAACUCUCCGCCGGUGGAGAAAAGACAGUUUUAUCUGCGGGGGGAUGGAGUGAGGAGGGAUAUUUCUCCAACUAUUUGAGAUGUGGAUGGUUUUUAUUCACUGGGUGCGUCAGUGCUCCAUCAAACAGGAAACGAUUUGGUCUUUUAAAGAUCUCAUUUACCUGGACAGCUGCUGAGCUGAACGGCGACGCAUUUCGUCCACCGCUGAGACACCCAGGGCAGAGGGAGGCGCGGAGUAACACCCACUGAACUAAACGGGGCAUAGUUGCAUUGCAAUUAGGCUUUUCUUACUUAAAGCACAUAUUCCCGUAGCCAAUGGACACGAACGCGAGACGGGGACAGAGAGUAUAAUACGCUUCAACCCCGAGCAAAGGAGCAGCAGAUACUCGGGUGGCUGUGACAGGGGCAUCCCCGGGGCAGGACCCAUGAGGAUUCAUAGAAGAUGCUCACAGCCUGGGCGCUUCUGCUCUUCUUAGCCAUGUGGGUGAGAAGCACCGCUGGUGGCCCGCUCUCCUUCAGAAUAGCUGCCAUCCUCGAUGACCCUAUGGAGUGCAGCCGAGGGGAGCGCCUGGCCAUCACGCUCGCCAAAGACAGCAUCAACAGGAACAGCAACCGCUCCACCACCGGCAAGCUGGAGGUGGACAUAUUCGAAUUGCUGAGAGACAGUGAAUAUGAGAUGGGGGAGACGAUGUGCCAAAUCAUGUCCAAGGGGGUGGUGGCAGUCCUCGGCCCUUCUGCCAGUCCCGCCUCCAACUCCAUCAUCAGCAAUAUAUGUGGUGAGAAGGAGGUGCCCUACGUUAAGGUGGCUCCGGAGGACAUCUUGAAGGUCCAGUUCCCGCGCUUCACCACCCUGGACCUGCGGCCGACCAACACGGACAUCAGCCUGGCCGUGGCCGGCCUGCUCACCUUCUUCAACAGCACCGCCUCCUGCCUCAUCUGCGCCCAGGCCGACUGCUUACUGAACCUGGAGCAGCUCCUCCGGCAGUUCCUCAUCUCCAAGGAGACGCUGUCAGUGCGCAUGCUUGACGACAGCCAGGACCCGACCCCGCUCCUGAAGGAGAUCCGAGAUGACAAGACCGCCACCAUCAUAGUGGAUGCCAACGCCACCAUGUCACACAUCAUUCUGGAAAGGGCAUCAGAGCUGGGAAUGCUGUCUGUGUACUACACUUACAUCUUCACCUCUCUGGAAUUCUCCUUACUACGACUGGAUGAUGUGGUGGACCAACGAGUCAACAUUGUCGGAUUUUCAGUCUUCAACAAAACUCAUCCUUUCUUCCAGGAUUUUGUGCUAAGCCUGAAUCGCUCCUGGCAAGAGAACUGUGACCAUGCGCCCUUUGCUGGAACCCCACUCUCCUCCGCUCUGCUCUUUGAUGCAGUGUACGCAGUAGUGGCGGCAGUCCAGGAGUUGAACCGCAGCCAGAACGUCGGCGCCACUCAGCUCUCCUGCAAGUCCUCCAAGAUCUGGGAGCACGGCACCAGCCUGAUGAAUUACCUGAGGAUGGUAGAGCUGGAAGGUCUAACGGGCCACAUCGAGUUCAACAGCAAGGGCCAGCGGUCCAACUACGCGCUGAGGAUCAUGCAGAACAGCAAGGAUGGCUUAAGGCAGAUCGGCCUGUGGCACUCUGAAGAUGGACUGUCCAUGGAGAAAAAGCUUCCAUCAAUCAACGUGACGGACACCCUCUUCAACACGACCCUCACCAUCACCACCAUAUUGGAGAACCCGUACGUGAUGCUGCGGCAGAACCACCAGGAGCUGGAGGGCAACGACCGCUACGAAGGCUUCUGCGUGGACAUGCUGAAGGAGCUGGCCGACAUCCUCAAGUUCAAGUAUCGCAUCCGGCUGGUGGGGGACGGACUCUACGGGGUCCCUGGAGCCAACGGGACGUGGAGCGGCAUGGUGGGCGAGCUCAUCUCCAGGAAAGCUGACCUGGCGGUCGCCGGCCUCACCAUCACCGCGGAGCGCGAGAAAGUCAUCGACUUCUCCAAGCCGUUCAUGACCCUCGGCAUCAGCAUCAUGUACCGCGUCCACCUGGGACGCAGGCCAGGCUACUUCUCCUUCCUGGAUCCCUUCUCCCCCGGAGUCUGGCUCUUCAUGCUUCUAGCCUACUUGGCUGUCAGCUGUGUCCUCUUUCUGGUGGCCAGGUUGACGCCGUAUGAGUGGUACAACCCUCAUCCCUGUCUGAAGGGUCGCUGCAACCUGCUAAUCAACCAGUAUUCACUUGGCAACAGCUUUUGGUUUCCUGUCGGCGGCUUCAUGCAGCAGGGAUCCACCAUCGCUCCCAGGGCCUUAUCAACGCGCUGCGUCAGCGGAGUGUGGGUCUUCAUCCAGGUGCGCAGCUAUUUUAAUAUUCCCGAUCACUCUUCGUGCUCCGGUCUGGCCCAUUUACAUGGCUUUCUAGCCAACCUGGCUGCCUUCCUGACAGUCCAGAGGAUGGAGGUGCCGAUAGAGUCAGUGGACGACCUGGCGGAUCAGACAGCAAUAGAAUACGGCACCAUGCACGGAGGAUCCACUAUGACCUUCUUCCAGAACUCUCGUUACCAGACCUACCAGCGCAUGUGGAACUUCAUGCACUCCAAGCAGCCCAGCGUGUUUGUGAAGAGCACGGAGGAGGGCAUCGCCCGCGUCCUCAACUCCAACUAUGCCUACCUGCUGGAGAGCACCAUGAACGAGUACUACCGCCAGAGGAACUGCAACCUGACGCAGAUCGGAGGACUGCUGGACACCAAGGGCUACGGUAUCGGCAUGCCCCUGGGGUCGGUGUACCGGGACGAGUUUGACCUGGCCAUCCUCAAGCUGCAGGAGGACAAUCGCUUGGAGAUCCUCAAGAGAAAGUGGUGGGACGGUGGCAAGUGUCCAAAGGAGGAGGACCACCGUGCCAAAGGCUUGGGGAUGGAGAACAUCGGCGGGAUCUUCGUGGUGCUGGUGUGCGGCCUGCUGGUGGCCAUCUUCAUGGCCGUGCUGGAGUUUGUGUGGAUGCUGAGGCAGACGCCGGGAAACGAGCAGUCAGUGUGCGAGGAGAUGCUGCGGGAGCUCCAGGGCAUCGUCCUGUGUCGAGACAGCCUGCAGGUGAGGCGUCGCCGGGCCGCCUCCAUGCUGCGGCCGCGGCCCCUGGCCCUGGAGGAGCGCCGGGCGCGAGCGGCCGCCGUCAGCCUCAGCAACGGCAAGCUGUGCGGCGGCACCGGGCUGCCCGAGCCCCUGUCCCACAGACUGGCGCAGGAGGCCGCGCUGGUCGCCAGGGGCUGCAGCCACAUCCGCAUCUGCCCCGAGUGCCGGCGCUUCCAGGGACUGAGGAUGCGCCCCGCGGGGGCCACGGGGGCGCUGCCGUCCCCCACGCACAGCGAGGAGAGCAUAGAAUGGGACAAGACCACAAACAGCAGUGAACCCGAAUAACCAGAGAGUCCGACGGGGCCGACGCUCUGCUUUCCAGGGAUCAAAGGUCGCGUGGCGUUUUUAUACAGCGACUCGGAGCUUGGUCUUGAAGGGCAGGACAAUGCUGGGGACUGGGUUUUUGCUCUGGAGGCAGCAGUCAGUUUUUGGGAUAUCCUUGGGUGAUUUUUUUCCCCCAUGGUCAUGGGAAAAACUGAUGAGUCUGUCUCGUUAUGGUCUGUCCCUGUUGGCUCUCUGUACCGUGCAAAACAGGACGGACAAAAACAGCUACGGGGCAUUUGUACUAUGCAGUAUUUUCAGUCAUUUAUCAUUGUGCUGUUCCCUUUUUUUUCUUUUUAAAUUAUUUCUGUCCUCUGUUGGGUUUAUCAGUACUGAAUAUUGUUAUUCUAUUGUUCAAAAAAAAAAAGUUCCUUUUUUAUCUGACAGUUUACUGUAUGGACAUAAAUUGCCUCUGAAGAGCCGAAGAGCUGAAGAUGAACAGACUAACGCAAGGUCAUCUUUGGAAUCCUUUUAUUUUGAAAGUGCCAAAAACCACGAGCGGUAUCUCGUGGCUGAAGGAAGCACCGCAGCCUUGAGGAGACGACGAACUCGACCGGAGCUCGAAGUCGAGCGGAGGGUGCGAGACGCGCGGACUUGUUUUAUAGUAGUGAUAUUCUAAUGUUUUAACUGUUGGUAUCUCUGAAAGGCAGAGGUGUUGGGCCCUUUGAACGAACGGCAGAAAAACCCGACGCUGACGCAAACACGCGCAUUCACCGAAACAUGCAUUUGUUUUCUAUCCUCCGCGUCCUUCAUUCGACCUUCGUCCCGUCCGUCAUCUUUAUUAUCUCUCACUUAAAAAUGCAGAGCACAGUGUCUGCCUCGUCAGAUUCCAGGUGAUUAUUUUCCCGCAACUCGCACGCUGAGGCAUUAACCGAGGCUUUUUAAGAGGUCUGUGUAUGAACGAGCCCCGGCGAACGUCAGAACCAAAACAUGAGGUCCCUGGCAAGGUAAAGGCUUAUUUAUAUCCGCAGUUGGCUUGAGUUCCUUUAAAUGUCAAGGCGGUUAAAGUUUUAUUGAAUGUGAUGUUUUACACAUUGCUUCGAGGGGCUUUUCAGUUCACAUCAGCCUCGGUUCCCUAUGACUUUUAUUUUUGCAAAAGCCAAGCCGUGGAAUACAUUAAUAAUGUCCUGUGGAGGGACCGGCGCGAUGAUUCAUUCUGCCGCUUAUGGGUGCAGUCCAGUUAUUGACAUCAGUAAAAUCGAGUGCGUUGGAGAUUAACCUGAGCUCUUUAGCGGCCGUGACCUUCAGUCACGCGUUCGCAUUAAACAGACCACCGGCAGGAUUUAUUACUUCCUGGGUGCACUUGUACGUGCUUUGAAGGUGUCGCUUCAUGAAAGCCUGGCCGUUGCCCAGUGAGGAGCGGCGGCCUCCACCUGUCUUCACAGCUUCCUGCUUAUCUCUGAUGUGUUCAUUUCAUCUGCCCAUCAGCGCCUGUCACUCAGCUGCCGUCACUCAGCUGCCCCCAGAAGUAGGCCACCAACUCCAGCUGGAGGGCGUUCAUAUCUCUCAUAUCGUAUUUUUAUUAGCUCCAGCCACUGUCUACCCUUCUUCUUUUUUUAUUUUGUUUGUUUUUAUGAUUUUUGCCAAGAAUUGUCUUUUCAAAGUAGCAGCCAGGAAAGAGGGUGAAAUAUAUUGCAAUGUCUGUGUUGGUGUAUGAGUAUGUCUAUGCUCGCACUGCUGACCAGGGGAAGUCUUCUCACCACCUUUCACACACCUGUUCCUGCUGGGUUGACCUGUCAGAAGCUGCUGGCGGACCUGCAGAGAAGUGCAGUUUUCAGUGAAUUAGAUUAGAUUCAUUUUCGCUCAAACCAUGAGGUUUGUUGGAGAGAAGUUCAGAACUUAGUUCAGACACAUGUUGCUUUGAUGUUUCACCCACAGAAAUGAAUAGAAACUUUGCCACCUACUGAGGAGCUUAUGACAAAGCAUUGCAUCAAAUCAAAUCCUCCUCCCAGAAAGACUUUUUUUUAGGUUUUGUAAAAUACAAGAUUAAAACCGGUGAUUAUUUGAUUUUCCAAUAAAUCACCUAUUCACUGGGCAGUGACAACCUUAGUUUCUUUAACACUGUUACUGUUCAACUAACUCUUCAGUCACAGAUACAUGAAUGUAAAAGCAGCUGCUUUACUCUUUUUCGUGACUUAGUGGGGAACGAUUAAUGAUGUGUGAUGCAAAUGACAAACCGCAACGACUACAACAUCCUGUUCUCUUUUUCACCAGAACGUCUGAUCUUGCAGCUUGACAUCCCGUUUGAGUCACUGCACCGUUAAAACACCGUGUUCUGGUUGCUGAUGGGCACACAGCACCGCUGUGGCCUAGCCGACGAAGAGCAACAACAAGAUUAAGCGUGUUCCGCGGAUUUGUCUGAUCACAUAACAUCUAUUCACAGUCCUGCCCAGAGACUAGGUGACAUUUCUGCUUUAUUCCCACCUAAUAGUGUUUCAGCUUCCAUCGAUUAAAACCACAGCGGCCUGUUUGCCUAAAUAGUUUAACUUCAAACAAACUCUAAGCUUGCUUAUACUUGCAAAACAAAUUAUUAUAAUAUAAUUAUUACUUUAUUAUAUUAUUAAUUGCUUUGUCUUCCAAUUCAGCCCAUUAGUCGGAUGUCUUAAUGAAGUUUUGUGAAGAUCUUGGUGAAGUGUAAUCUAAAUCAUUGUUUCCAUAAAAUCGGUUGGGUUUUGGUUGAUUUCAGCAACUAUUAAUCAUUUUUUGCUGUAACUGUCUCACAGAAGUUGUGUUAACAUAUCUUGCCGUCCAGUGUUUAUAUAUGUAUUUGUAUCACUGGAAGAGCUUUGAAAUUGAGUAUGCUGAUAUAACACAAAGCUACAGAUGCAGCCGUCUGGAGACGGUCACACUGUGAGAAAACGGUUCACAGCCAAUAGAAACUAUACAUUUCUUUUGUUUAAUAACUCGUUAACAGUCAAUUCAGUGAGAACAGAACAGGGGGAAAGUCUCACAUUUCAUUACCGGUGUGUGUCCAUUUGCUGAAUGUCACCAAGAAACUGCACCUGAUGCCAACGUCCCAAACAUUUACAGGGCUGCUAAAUCAAGCGUAGUGGGAAUGAGAUUGGCAAUUACCUUGAAGGCAUGAAGAGCAGUAGAGUACGAAUUAAAACAAAUCCCAGUGGGAAACACUGGGCGACCUUCGCUGAGAGACCACUCACGAAGCUGGCAGGCUCUGGCUGCUGUAUAUUAUGAGAUUUAUUUUCUUAUGUUGACAUUUAUAUCCCAUCAUAAAUACAUUUGUUAGAUCAACCUCUGUUCUGUGGGGUUCUGGUUUGUCUCCGAUGUGUUUCACGUUAACUCCGUCCGGCCUCUGAGAGCACUUUUGUGCUUUGUUACAUAUAUUUUAUUAUUCACACUGUGGCCAUAUUCAGCCAGUGCCCCUCUAACAGACAACUGUUAAGUGCACCGGGAGGAGCCGACGCAUCUACCUCUCAUGUCUCUCCUAUGACCGAAUUAACAUCUGCACACUUGAAUCAGCGGAACAGCUGGGAGCUCGUGUAGGUAGGAAGCGUAAUGGAGGCUAAUGAGUUUAACAACUCACUCGUGCUGCAACCGUGGCUCGGCCGCGCUCCAUCCAUCACUGUGAUUUCCUGUGGAUGCGUCCCCCACCUCGGCCCGGGGAGCGCACUCGAGCGCCGCGGCGUUACAGAUGACACCGUUUUUCAGUACAACCGGCGUGUCACGGCGUAUGUACAGGUCACGCACGCCCACGUAAUUCCUCCGAGAGUGACACGGGCGCACACGAGCGCUCACCGCCACCUGUGCGUCACCGCUGGGCCGCGUCUAUUCCGCCUGUCUCCGGCGCUCCGGGGCCAUAAAUUAAACGCACCUCUACCCGCCGCUGCCCGGCUGCCGUUGGAUUUAUGGAGCUCCGUGAUGAACACUGAGCGCCUGCAGAGGUGUGGGAAAAAAUCUACUCCACUGCUGGAGUUUACCCAGUUGUAGCGCAUAGCGGUGCCAAUCCCUCCCAGUUGAUUGUUAUUCUGCGAGGAUUUACGAAUUAUGAUACACGGAGUGUGAAACACUCCACAAAAACAGCUCGCUGCUCGCAUAAAAGUCACUCUGCGGCCGCUACAGUUUGAUUUCAUUCAAAAGGCAGUCAGGAAAACCGUUCAUCCCAUCUCCAUCCCUUUCCUGGCGGCAGGUUUUGCAAGGUUAACAGCGUGCACGUGCAGCUCACGGCGACCGAGUCCAAGGGCGCGGAGAGAAAGACGCAACGGGAGAAAGUUUCUACUUCACGGCGACUGUUGCACAUUUUUAAGUGAGAGGUUUCAUAUUGAUCUGCUGGGACUUAAUUGCAAAUGGUUUGAUGCUGUUGUGUGGUCAAAGAAAAGUUAUUCGGAGCGCAGGAAUCCUCUCCAAGGUGAGACGCUGUCAGCGCCGUUAUUCGGCCUUUUGUGCACCGACAGCCGCCGUUGCACAUAUUGACCAAAACAUCUUGACAUUGUUUGUCUUUCAGAGAAAUAAAACGGAGCUUCAUUUA
Molecule: messenger RNA, 8325 nt
Organism: Betta splendens (Siamese fighting fish)
Lineage: Eukaryota; Metazoa; Chordata; Actinopteri; Anabantiformes; Osphronemidae
Gene: grik4
Product: glutamate receptor, ionotropic, kainate 4
Exons: 21
Coding region: 858-3806 (982 amino acids)
Biological process (GO): monoatomic ion transport; modulation of chemical synaptic transmission; synaptic transmission, glutamatergic
Cellular component (GO): plasma membrane; kainate selective glutamate receptor complex; presynaptic membrane
Molecular function (GO): kainate selective glutamate receptor activity; transmitter-gated monoatomic ion channel activity involved in regulation of postsynaptic membrane potential
Source: RefSeq, a predicted model, not a curated record